This is a messenger RNA of Diutina rugosa, 471 nucleotides long. RefSeq lists its product as uncharacterized. The record is from RefSeq and is a predicted model, not a curated record. The transcript has a single exon. The coding region runs from base 1 to 471 and encodes 156 amino acids. NCBI's taxonomy places the organism in Eukaryota, Fungi, Ascomycota, Pichiomycetes, Serinales, Debaryomycetaceae.
AUGACAGCUGUACCACUUGCUGUGGCCCAAUGUUUGGACCAGUCUGUGGAAAUAAAGCUGGACGAUAAGGCCAAGCUUACUUUUGACGAAUUGCUAGCUCUGGGCCCACAAAAAGAAAACGGCACAGUCUACGAUCUGUCCCUGGAAGAAGACGGCUUGGACGAACGCUUUCCCGGUGCUCACCAAUGGAUCGAACAGCUCGCUGAUUUAUGGCUGGAAAACAAGCGACCAAUCACUAUUGCUGAGCUUGAGACAAUCUACGGCAAGCGCCUUCUUCCUCGUUUAAGCAAUAUUUUCCAAGAAGAGGCGAAAUUAAUCAAUGCUAUCGAGGAUAAACGUCGCAUAGAAUUCGUCUUACUCUAUGGGCAAUCUUUGAAGAUGACAGUAUGCCUACAUGUGAGGUACACACAGCUUCAAUCGAGGAAGUCUUCAGCUUCGUCAAUGACUGCCGCUCCGAUUUACCUUAUGUGA